Rotaria socialis is the source of this 3558-nucleotide messenger RNA. The record is from the annotation of a GenBank genome assembly. Lineage: Eukaryota; Metazoa; Rotifera; Eurotatoria; Philodinida; Philodinidae.
AUGUCGUCCAUGAUAAACUCCACUAAAAAUCGUUUUUCACCAACUCGUAUGUUCCAAACGAAACUUGGUAGUGAAUCUCCACCGCCUCAUUUAGCGUUAACAUCACCACCACCAAUAAAACAUUGGUAUCAAACUUGUCAUGAAACCGUAUUAGCAUCAAAUGGUAAUAAUCAUUCAAUACAAUUAAAUUUAACAGGUGGUGCUGAUAAUGGUCAAUUUGUUUAUUUCAAUGAAUUAAUAUCAUUAUUAAAAAACAAUCAAACGUCAUUUAUUAUUCUAAAAGGUGGUAAAAUCGAUAUAGAUGAAAUUAUACUCGAAAUCGAUCAACAUAAAGUUGCUGGUUGUACAUUAGCUGAUGUCAAAUUAGUUAUUGAAACACUUUCCAGUAAUGGAAAACAAAUUAAAUUGAAAACUGUCAAAUCGGGUUUAACCAAAGAUCUACGUCAAUUUCUUGAUGCACGUUUUCAAAAAGGUUCAAUAGAUCAUGACCUUCAACAAACAAUACGCGACAAUCUGUAUAUGCGAACAGUUCCUUGUACAACUCGCCCAUCACGCCCCGGAGAAAUAAACGGACAAGAUUAUACAUUCUUAAGUACAAAAGAUUUUCGUAUACUAGAGAAAAGUGGACAUUAUUACGGAACUCCACGACCACCAAAAGAACCUCUUUUAUCAAACGGACAACAUCAAUAUCUUUCUUCAACAAAUAACAAUAAUCAUUUACGACGUAGUAAUUCAGCGAACGAAAUGUUUCAACAACAGCGUACAGCUGAUAAUGGAUCAGAAACUAAUGGUGGUAUGCAUUAUCAAUAUCCAAAUAAUGAUCCGGAAUUUUUCGUUGGUCAUAGUCCUAAUGAACAAAUGUUUCAUCAAUCCAAUGGCGAAAAUCAAGCAUCAUUAACUACACGAUCGAUGAUGAAUGAAAAUUCUCUUCCAACAGCACCACAUUUAUCAGGUGAAUUAAUUUCCUGUUCAUUACAAAAAAGUCAAACUGGUUUUGGUUUUACUAUUAUUGGUGGUAAUGAAAAAGGUGAACAUUUUCUUCAAAUUAAAGAUAUUUUACCUGAUGGACCAGCAGCACGAGAUGGAAAACUUCGUCGAGGUGAUAUUCUUGUUUAUGUCAAUGAUACUAAUGUUUUGGGUUUUAGUCAUACUGAUGUAGUUCGCAUAUUUCAAUCCUUAUCGAUUAAUGAUAUUAUACGUUUGACUGUUUGUCGUGGCUAUCCACUUGUUGUCAAUUUUGAUGAUCCACAAAUUGAUGUUGUUUCAUUAAAUGGUGUUCAUAAUUCAUUAUCAGUUAAUAGUUUACCGAAUGGUGGAUACACAGAAUAUCAACCGAAUUCUCAUCUUAAUAAUUCUACUCGUCUUUAUACAAUUAAAAUUCGAAAAGGUGAUAGUGGCUUUGGCUUUACUGUUGCUGAUAGUCCACUGGGACAACGCGUUAAAGCCAUUGUUGAUAAGCAACGUUGUCAAGAUCUAUGUGAAAAUGAUUUACUGUUAUCGAUUAAUGGACAAGAUUUAAUUGGUAAACAACACACUGAAGUUGUUGAUAUACUUGUUAAAUGUUCCAAAGAUAUGGACACUACAUUUGUCAUACGAAGAGGUGACCCCGACGUCAAUAAUAAUAACAAUAACAAUAAUAAUAAUAAUAUCAAUAUCAAUACCAACAAUAACAACAAUAAUAAUCAAUUUUUAUUAAAUGGUACCAAUCGUUUUGAUAAAUAUAAUCAGGAAAACGAUCAAAUCGAUACGCGAUACUCAUCAUCCAAACUAAAUGAAAAACCUCGCAGUAAAACUCCAACUCCUUUUGGCUCAACACCAUUAGCUGAUACAUUACCAUUACGCUCCAGAACACCAUUACCAACAUCUUCAGCAACAUUAAAUAAUCAUCAAAGAUCACAUCCAACAUCAACUGAUAAUAAUAAUCCAUACGAUAAUAAUUUAAGUUUUCUUGCACCAAACAGUGUUGAUACAUCAACUCCAAUCAUUGAAACAGAAUUAUCUCCAAAUUCGAUGAAUAAUUUUAAUCGUCAAACAGCGUGGUCUCGUAGUGCACGUGACAUACGAACAACAACAACAACAUCAACCACAAAUGGAAAUGCUCCUAUAUUACGUAGUAAAACUCCAGGACCAGAAUUUGGUACAACAAUAACAUCAUCGUAUCGCGCUAAUACAUUGAUGGGAAUGAAACAACGAAGUAAAACACCAACAGCUAACGAUUUUUCAUCUAAUGGUCUUCACAAUAGUCGAUCAUUACAAUCUGUUCAUCCACAAUAUUUUGAAUUAGUUGUCAAUUUAACAAUUUUACGUCCGAAUGAUGGUUUCGGUUUAAGAAUUGUUGGUGGUGAAGAAGAAAAAUCUCAAGUAUCUGUCGGUCGUAUUGUACCUAAUUCACCAGCAUAUAUUGACGGUCGACUUCGUAAAGGUGAUGAAAUCAUUAAAAUCGAUGGUCACUCAACAAUACGUGCAUCACACGAACGAGUCGUUCAAUUAAUGCAACAAGCCAAAGACAAUCAACGUGUCAGUUUAAUUGUUCGACGUUAUUUAUAUCCAAAUAAUAAUCAACUAUCAAACCAAUAUAAUCAAACAGAUUUUGAUUCAUAUAUAACAAAUGAUUUUCGUACUAAUUCAAUAAAUGAUAAUGGAAUACGCCAUGUUACAUUACAAAAACUCAAUGAUAAUCAAAGUUUUGGUUUUGUUAUUAUAUCAUCACAAAAUAAGGCCGGUGCUACUGUUGGUAAAAUAAUACCAAAUAGCCCCGCUGACCAAUGUGGUCAACUUCAUGUUAACGAUCGUAUCUUAGCUGUAAAUGGUGUUGAUUUAACUCAUAUGUUACAUACCGAUGUUGUUAAUCUAAUAAAAGAUUCUGGACGUACAAUAACACUUAAAAUUGGUCCACCUAUUCAUUUUGAUGAUCGAUCUCAGGAAAUUUCAAAUCCAUUUUCAACCAUGCCCAAAAAUAAUCUAUCGAAUGGCAUUCGACCAUCUUCAUCAUCUUCAAUGGUUAUUGCUAAUGGUAAUCAUCAUCCAUUACCGAAUAACGGAUAUCAUUCUAUGAAUACUGAACGUCAUUCGAUAAGAAAUGCAUUUUCACAUAAUCCGUUGAAUAUUCUUGAAAGAAAUCAAAACCGCCCACCGUCAAGAGUCAAUGGUGUUUUGAAAUCAUCAUCGUCAUCUGCAGAUGAUUAUUUUACUGUUGAUCUUCAACGCCCAUAUCCAACUUCAAGUUUUGGCUUUAGCAUUCGUGGUGGAAGAGAAUUCUCUAUUCCAUUAUUUAUAUUAAAAUUAGCUGAAAAUGGCCCAGCUGCACGAGAUGGACGAAUGAAAUCGGGAGAUCAAAUUAUUGAAAUUAAUGGCCGUUCAACAUAUGGUAUGACUCAUAAUGAAGCUAUAUCAUUAAUUCGGGAUGGUGGUCUUCAUGUUCGAUUAUUAAUAAGAAAAACAAAUGCACCUCCACCAAGUCUUGAUGAACUAAAAAUACCAAUGGCACCAGUUGGAAAUGGUAUGGAUUACUAUAAUCCUGGUCAAAGCAGCCAUUGGCAACCAAGUGGUUAUACUUAA